AUGCGUUCAAAGAAGCCCGUGUGGCUGCUGUUCAAGGUGCUCGAACUGGUGCUGAGCUUUUGCUGCUGCUACAUUCACUGGCGUUGCUUCCAGGACGAAGGCAUACCGCACAUAUUCCUGCUGUGCGCCUCCUACGGCGGCUCCUCCAUCAUCUGCCUGCUGGCCAUCAUCGGGAUGUUCUAUGCCGAGAAGCCGACAAUGCAGCUGGAGUCCGCCUUCAGCGGGCUCUUUGGAACCCUGCAUCUAGUCACCAUCUUUGUUCACAUGUAUCUGGCGCUGCACGGCAACAAGCUGCUGUACCUGAAGAGUCAGGGGGCGAACUGGCAUGGCUACUAUAUCUGCUGCCGGGACAAUGCAACGGUGGCGCUGUACGCAACUGCCGUUUACUACCUACAUUGCACCUUUGCUCUGGACCUGAUGCUGACACACAGGAGGACCAAGUUUGUGGAGUGCCCGGACGGGACUGUGCGGAAACAGCCGAAGCAUCCGCGGCGCAGCAUGCGUCCGCUCAAGCUCUAUUUCAUCAGUAAAGGCGUUGACAACUAUCUGAAUCGCUUCCGUUGGUUUCACCUGCUCACGGCCAACAUGCUGAUGAGCACUCAGCCAUCCCAGAAGACGCUGGAUGUGUCCUCCAAUUCAAACGAGGCAUUUGAAUUGACACCGCAACUGAAUAUUAACUGA
This is a messenger RNA of Drosophila miranda, 681 nucleotides long. RefSeq lists its product as uncharacterized. The coding region runs from base 1 to 681 and encodes 226 amino acids. The record is from RefSeq and is a predicted model, not a curated record. The transcript has a single exon. Lineage: Eukaryota; Metazoa; Arthropoda; Insecta; Diptera; Drosophilidae.